Messenger RNA from Oppia nitens, 1811 nucleotides. RefSeq lists its product as uncharacterized. NCBI's taxonomy places the organism in Eukaryota, Metazoa, Arthropoda, Arachnida, Sarcoptiformes, Oppiidae. Gene Ontology annotation, cellular component: mitochondrion. Bases 30 to 1811 code for a protein of 593 amino acids. The record is from RefSeq and is a predicted model, not a curated record. The transcript has 7 exons.
UGUAAAUAAUAUCUAAUAUCCAAUAAAAUAUGGAAAAUAAAUGUAUUUUUGCCAACAAAACUGUGUUCAUCAAUGGCGGCACUCGCGGUAUCGGCAAAGCUAUCGGUCUAAAACUGGCCAAAGACGGAGCCAAUGUUGUUAUUGCUGGGAAAACAGUUGCCAAACAUCCGAAACUCGACGGAACCAUCUAUACGGCCGUAGAGGAAGUCAAUUCAGUCGGCGGUAAAGGUCUGGCCGUUAAGUGUGACGUCCGCAGCGAACAGGACGUCAUCGAUGCCAUCGACCGGACUGUCCGGGAGUUUGGCGGCAUUGAUGUCAUCAUCAAUAAUGCCAGUGCUGUAUAUCUUACAGAUACGGAACAGACAUCUAUGAAAAGUUACGAUUUGAUGCAAUCAGUGAUAACCAGAGGAUCAUUCCUGGUGUCCAAGUAUGCCAUACCGUAUCUGAAGUUGAGCUCAAAUCCGCAUAUAUUGAACAUAUGUCCGCCAAUUGAUUCGUUGGCCACUAAAUGGUUGGCACCGCACUUGGCCUAUACUGUAGCCAAAUAUGGUCAGUCAAUGAUGACAAUGGGAUUGGCCAGCGAACUGAGCAAAUAUGGUAUAGCGGUAAACGGUCUGUGGCCGCGUACUAUCAUAUGGACGUCAGCGUUCAACGUACUCGGCAACGGCAGCAAGAGUACGGCCCGCUAUUGUCGCAAACCCGACAUUAUGGCCGACGCGGCCUACGCUAUGUUAGCCAAAGACGCCAAACUGUUUACCGGUCGGUUCGCGGUCGACGAACAGUUGCUACGUGAGGAAGGCCUGACCGAUAUGGACCAGUACGCCAUCCAAACGGACAGUCCGCUAGUAUUGGACUUUUUUCUAACCGACAAUUUGCUGACCGGCGACAAUGUGGUCGACAGUUCAGUAAUCGGAAUUAUUUUUGCCAACAAAACUGUGUUCAUCAAUGGCGGCACUCGCGGUAUCGGCAAAGCUAUCGGACUAAAACUGGCCAAAGACGGAGCCAAUGUUGUUAUUGCCGGGAAAACAGUUGCCAAACAUCCGAAACUCGACGGAACCAUAUAUACGGCCGCAGAGGAAGUCAAUUCAGUCGGCGGUAAAGGUCUGGCCGUUAAGUGUGACGUCCGGAGCGAACAGGACGUCAUCGAUGCCAUCGACCGGACUGUCCGGGAGUUCGGCGGUAUUGAUGUGGUCAUCAACAAUGCCAGUGCUAUCUGUCUAACAGAUACGGAACAGACAUCAAUGAAAAGUUACGAUUUGAUGCAUUCAGUGAUAACCAGAGGAUCAUUCCUGGUGUCCAAGUAUGCCAUACCGUAUCUGAAGUUGAGCUCAAAUCCGCAUAUAUUGAACAUAUGUCCACCGAUUGAUUCGUUGGCCAGUAAAUGGUUGGCACCGCACUUGGCCUACACUGUAGCCAAAUAUGGUCAAUCAAUGAUAACAAUGGGUUUGGCCAGCGAAUUGGCCGAAUAUGGUAUAGCGGUCAACGGUCUGUGGCCGCGUACUAUGAUAUGGACAUCUGUGUUCAAUAUAGUAGGUACUGGUGGUCACAGUACGGCCCGGUAUUGUCGCAAACCCGACAUUAUGGCCGACGCGGCCUACGCUAUGUUGGCCAAAGACGCCAAACUGUUUACCGGUCGGUUCGCGGUCGACGAACAGUUGCUACGCGACGAAGGCCUGACCGAUAUGGACCAGUACGCCAUCCAAACGGACAGUCCGCUAGUAUUGGACUUUUUUCUAACCGACAAUUUGCUGACCGGCGACAAUGUGGUCGACAGUUCGGUAAUCGGAAUGUCCAGCUAUAAGGACAGUUAG